Molecule: messenger RNA, 3306 nt
Organism: Zootoca vivipara (common lizard)
Lineage: Eukaryota; Metazoa; Chordata; Lepidosauria; Squamata; Lacertidae
Source: RefSeq, a predicted model, not a curated record
AUGACCGCGGGUCAUGCUGGGAAACGCAGUCGCCCGGGAUCUCGCCUCAGCUGGCGGGACGGCGCGCUACUCGCUCGCCCCAGUGUGGCCAUCCGCGCUGUUAUUGGUAGACGCAGAGCGAGCGCGAGGCAGCGUCGGUUGCUAACGGCGGUUUGGGGCCGUUCUUUCGGCAGCGCUGAUGGCGCGCUUUUUGUCCCCGCUUGUGUGGGCCAAGCCCCUGCUGCUCUGCCUCUGGUUGAAGGGAUGCUGGGCAGUGUGGAGGGUUUUGCCUUUGUUAAUGAGCACCUUGUUUUUUACUGUUUUUUCAGAUAUGAGACUGCAGUAGGACAUUAUAUUCUAUUUACUGCAAGAACUGGUAUACGUUUAGUUUUUGAAGGGCCUGCAUUUACUGAAUGGGAAAUUUCUGCAUUAUGUUCUAUUGAUGAUAAAAGUUCACGUACCCCAGAAUUGAAUUGUCCAGUUGCUGGAACUCAUAUGGUUAAACCAAUAAUUCCGGGGGCUCUGACAUUUCAGGAUAGGGAACGCUACUUGACUAUAAAUGCUGAUUUAAAUUGUUUCUUGUGGUAUGUGUAUACUUCCUUCGCAAGGUUUGUUCCAAUUCCCAUUUCCUCCAUCACCUUCAUGAAGUCCCAUGAAACAUUAUCAAAUGCUUUCUCUGCAUCUGUCAGGCUGGAGCCAGCAAGCGAGCAACAGCAGCUGCCAGACUUUGACAGCAGCCCAGGGGACAAAGGGAGAUCAUCAAUAGAUAGCAAUGGUGUGACUCUGGUUGUAUGGAUUUUUGACCCAGAAAAUGCUGAUAGUAAAGAAAAGAGCCAUACUGCGAAAGUACCACCAGAACAUUCUAAGACACUUACCAGACAGUUCUUGAAUUUGGGACAAGCACCUUCAGUUAAGUUGCUUCACAUCAGUGAACACAACGGACACUAUGAAGAACAAUAUACAGAUGGAGGAACUAAAAUUGACAGUUCUUUCAUUCCUAGUUUUGAGCUUGCUGAGACUGUUUUCAGUAUUUCUAAAGAGCUUGUUGUUGCCUACAGGACAGUGUGUAAUCAUAUGAUGCUUUUUUCUAUUUUUAGAUACUGGGAGAUUGACGUGCCUAGCAUUUCAGAUUACAUCAUUGGAGAAGUCAGGGGAAAACCAGUUACUUUUCAGGGUUGUUUUGUUUCCCGUACUCCUUUUAUUGUUGCAAAAUCAGAAAUUCCUCCAGUUGACAUACAUGAUGUCUCUAUCUCGACUCCAGCUGGUAGUGAGCUCAUGAUAACAUGGUCUGCAUGUCAUCCAACUACAGUAGUUGUGAUGACAGAUUAUGGAGCUUUCCUAACACAUGAUGAGUUCAGAAAUUCAAAAGGAAUCAAGUUUCCCUCCACUGUAUUAGAUCCGGCUGUAGCUCAGAAAGUAAAUGAUAUAGCCAUAACAGAGGAACACAUGAUAUUUUUAAUAGACGAUUCUAUUUAUAUUAUAAACAAUGACGAGAUAUUCAGAGCUGGAAGACAACAUAAACUUCCAGAGAGCGGAAUUCUUGGGAUAGAAGCAAGAACCUGGUGUCUAAGGGACUAUCCAGUUCAAGAAUCAAAUUUAAGUGAUGCACUCCUGUGGACACAAAGAGAAAUAUUCCUCCUGUACCCAUCAAGAAAAAUAACUGAUAUGUUUAUUCUAAUCAUGGAAGUAGAUGUCUUAAGGAGUGUAAUAGGAUUCGAAGACCACGUUAAUUUAGCUGUAAUAACUGCUUGCUAUGAUUCAAUCCCUUCUGAAAUUUCAGUCUUACUGGCUUGUACUGGAUGCAAGACCUCCACACAAUUAUAUGUGGUAGGAUAUAAUGAAGACGACCCCCACUGGUUCUUGAGAGAUUUUUCCCUCCCAGCUCCUACAAGUGACCCUAUGCACAUGAAAGCUGUGUUUGCAGCGUCAUCAUCUAUGCUGCUGUGGUACAGUGACAAGAUUUUUUAUUCUUACAAAGGAAGCAAAGUCACCGGAUAUAUUAAAGAAGCUGAUACAGGCGCGGAAUUAUCAGCAAGAGCAUUAGGAACAGUUAUUCAUCAAGUUGUUAUUGGCAGUGCUGGAAACACUGUGAUCAAAAUGAGAAACAAUGCCAUGUUUUUCUUAAAGUUUAAUAUGAAAGAUGUUUUAAGGCUCAAUGAUUGGGAAACUGAAGCCAAAAACUUUGCCAUAUAUGUGAAUGCUCAUGGUGACUUCUAUUUGCUCAUAAGCAAUGGUACUCAUGUAUAUUUCGAGGCUUAUCCACUGAAAACUGAAGUACUUAGUGCCACAAAUUCUUUAGGAGAGGUCUGUCCGUAUAUAUCAUUUCAGCACAAUAUGGAAGCAGCGACUUACUAUCUGGAUAUGGGAACAAAUAUGACCUUUUGGACCCAGAUUGUCUUUCUGGAAAAUGUGGGGUUGUCCUCAGAAGUUACAAUCUUUAGGUCACACUUGCUAAAGAAAAAUAACUCUAUUCAAUAUGAAAUAGCACGUGGAAUUUGUACUAAGAAUCAGACUGUAACACUUUAUCAUGACUAUGAUUAUUCAAACGAGGAAGAGUAUGAAGAUGCAAUAGUUAGUUCAACGGGUAUUAUGACAAUUGAAGUGGAACCUUCCCUCACUGGAAGAACAUGUAUGACUCCCAACAAGGAGCAGGAGUACGAUCUGGCACUAUUUGGUUGCCCAAUAGAGGUCUAUCACGGAGAUCCAUUUCGUCCUACUGUUCUCUUAUAUGAGCAUGAAGACAUGAUUGGGACUGUUGAGGCAGAUUAUAUUUUGUGGGAGAUUAAUGGCAGGAAUGACUACUAUUAUAACACAACAGUAGAAGAGGUACGCUGUUUGUCCAAAUCACAAAAUAUGUCUUCAAUGGUUCCUCAGGAUCUAGAAAAAAUCACUGCACAUACUAUAGAUCGCUAUUGGGGGAGACAUAAUUACAUAUCCUGUUUUGUGAGUGGUGGUCCUGGACUUCUAGGAACACUACAUAAUCAAUAUGAACUCAUGAACCAUUCUGGCAUCAACUCUAUCAUUUGGCCUGAGGACUAUGCUGGCAUUUUCAUGUUCAGAUUGAAGAUAAUUGAUCCAAACUACAGUUUUUGUCCUUAUGAAGCUUAUUUUGCAGUUCACACACACGGCAUCAUUGAAAGCCUAAACAUGCUUAAGAUUGCCGGUUGGGCUUGUCUGAUAGUUAUUUUCUUUUGGGGAGUCCUUGCCUUCAGCUACUAUCGGUAUGUGAAAUUAUUUCGGGAACUCCAUUUUGCGGACCCAAUGGCAUCAUUUCAUUCAGAUAUUUCUUCAGAUGUUUCUUCAGAGGACGGAAAGAAAUAUGACUAA